UCUCUCUCCCUAUCUAUUGCCUAUCUAUCUCUCACUCUCUCUCUCUCUCUCUCUAUCUCUAUCUUCGUCCUCUCUCUCUGAAAUCAAGCGCCGCCCGCUUCUGUGGGAAAACCCUAAGGCUCGUCGUCUUCCUCCAUUCUUUGAGUCCGCCGCCUUUCUCCGUUCUUCUCCUCCGCCGUGAUGAACCCUUCGUAUGGUUGGAAGGAAUAUCUGAGCGACGAAGUCAUUCCCGACACCGAAGAUUCUCUGUCGUCGUGGGGUGAUCCACCGCCCGUGUUUUUCCCUUUCUCCCUGUCGGAGACGUUUCCGGCGUCGCCUGAGGAGCGUGGUGGUGGCGCGUCAGAGAGCGAGGGCGUCCGAGAGUAUGAGGUAGCUGAGAGUCCUUCUCCUCCGUUUCGACCUCCGAUCAUCCGACGGCCCGCAAGGAUGAAAACGAGAAUGAGGUCUGGCGAACUCGGGGAUUUCGACCUUCUCUGUCAUGAAACUUGGGGAUCUGACUUUCUGAGCGAGGAAAACCCCAGAGGUCUGGCGAUCUCGGAGGAAUUGGAGGCGAACUCGGAGGAAUUGGAGGCGAUCUUGGAGGAACCAAACGAGUGGUGGCCCACUGCAUCCAAAGCCCACCUACGGAUGCUCGCACAUAUGUUCCCAAUUCUGUUUCCGCCCAAAUGCGCGAAACAGUUCGCCGGCAGACGUGGAACUUCUCCUCCAUAGCUUUCAUCUUCCCUCUUGGUGGCUUUCCAUUUUUGCUUUCAAGAAGAAGGAAUUGAAGCAUUGAAGACCUCUCCUCUGUUGUUAAAUCCUUUCUUCUCAUCUUUUUUUUUUGGCACUUGUUCAGCUCGCUUGAUAAUGAAAAAAUGGUGAGCAAACAAAUGCUCUGUAUAUAUAGCUGAUGUUGGACGCAUAUUGUAACAAUUUCAAAUUUAUGGAAUUAAAUGAUUAAG
Salvia miltiorrhiza (redroot sage) is the source of this 941-nucleotide messenger RNA. RefSeq lists its product as uncharacterized. The transcript is spliced from 2 exons. The record is from RefSeq and is a predicted model, not a curated record. Bases 181 to 711 code for a protein of 176 amino acids. NCBI's taxonomy places the organism in Eukaryota, Viridiplantae, Streptophyta, Magnoliopsida, Lamiales, Lamiaceae.